Messenger RNA from Peromyscus eremicus (cactus mouse), 2107 nucleotides. It is a transcript of the gene Alg3, whose product is annotated as ALG3 alpha-1,3- mannosyltransferase. The coding region runs from base 677 to 2026 and encodes 449 amino acids. Gene Ontology annotation, molecular function: dol-P-Man:Man(5)GlcNAc(2)-PP-Dol alpha-1,3-mannosyltransferase activity. The record is from RefSeq and is a predicted model, not a curated record. The transcript is spliced from 9 exons. Gene Ontology annotation, cellular component: endoplasmic reticulum. Lineage: Eukaryota; Metazoa; Chordata; Mammalia; Rodentia; Cricetidae.
AAAUCUUCCGGCUGGGAAGCCGAGUUGUUUGGCGUCUUAACGUACUUCCCCUCUCAACUCGCUCCCACUUUCUCGUGUCAGGCUCACCCAGGCUCAUCACGGCGUCCUCUCGGGUUAGGUUUCAACAACGCUUUCCAUUAAGAAGCCUGAUUAAUGAGAGAUUCCCUUCCGAAGACGUUUGGAUCGCCCGAAGGAAGGCGAGAGGAAAGCAGAAAGAAGCUUUGCCACCUACCGUAAACACAAUGACUCGACACAGGCCAAGUGGAAAACUGGGCUUGGAGAACAGAGUCCUGAACUGCUAUUUUCUAGGCAAACAUUCUGAUAUAUUAGCGUUUAUGUGCUCUGUACGGUACAUACACCGAGAAGUGUGUGGAUACUUUUAUUACAACAGCGUGUAGUCCUCCAAAGGAGAUGCGUUCUGAGCGCCAGCUAUCUUACCCUAUUCACGUCCACAUAUCCAUAUUAGAAAUAUUUCUCACCACUACAUGUUAUAAGCACCAAACGUGUAUGCAAUGAACCAUCUUUAGCUGGAAACCCUGGCGCCCUAAGCCCGAUUAGAAGAAAUAAACAGCAACGGAAUAAAAAAAAAGAAUCUUGUUACUCGGAUCAGCGUUUCGUUCCAGAGGACGCGCGGGGCGGGGAGCGGAACCUAGUGUCUUAGGGUUGCUUUUCCCUGAUGGUGGGACCGCAAGAGUGGCGCACCGUCAAGAUGGCUGCUGGGCUGCGGAAACGCGGCCCGCCGGGUCCCGUAGCCCAGCCGGCGGGACUCUGGAAACAAUGGCUACAGCGGGCCUGGCAAGAAUGCUGCCUUCUGUUGCGAGAGCCGCGCUACACACUGCUGGUGGCCUCCUGCCUUUGCCUAGCAGAGGUGGGCAUCACCUUCUGGGUCAUUCACAGGGUGGCAUACACAGAGAUUGACUGGAAAGCCUACAUGGCCCAAGUGGAGGGUGUCAUCAAUGGCACAUAUGACUACACACAGCUGCAGGGUGACACCGGACCUCUUGUCUACCCAGCUGGUUUUGUGUACAUCUUUAUGGUGCUGUACUAUGUGACUGGCCGGGGCACGGACAUCGCCAUGGCCCAGAACAUCUUUGCUGUGCUCUACCUGGUCACCUUGCUACUUGUUUUCUUGAUAUACCACCAGACCUCCAAGGUGCCUCCUUUCGUCUUUUUCUUCAUGUGUUGCGCCUCUUACCGGGUCCAUUCCAUCUUUGUGCUGCGGCUCUUCAAUGACCCAGUGGCUAUGGCAUUGCUCUUCCUAAGCAUCAACCUCUUCCUGGCAAACUCCUGGGGCUGGGGCUGCUGCUGUUUCAGCCUGGCCGUCUCUGUGAAGAUGAAUGUGCUACUCUUCGCCCCUGGGUUGCUGUUCCUUCUUCUUACUCAGUUUGGCUUCCGUGGUGCCCUGCCCAAGCUGGCCAUCUGUGCUGCUGUUCAGGUGGUGCUAGGACUGCCCUUCCUGCUGGAGAACCCCGUUGGCUACCUUUCCCGCUCCUUUGACCUUGGCCGUCAGUUUCUCUUCCAAUGGACAGUGAACUGGCGCUUCCUUCCCGAGGCCGUCUUCCUGCACCGCGCCUUCCAUCUGGCCCUGUUGGCUGCCCAUCUUACCCUCCUCUUGCUGUUCGCCCUCUGUAGGUGGCACAGAACAGGGGAAAGUAUUCUGUUGUUGCUGAAGGUUCCUUCCAAGAGGAAAGUUCCACCCCAACCCCUCACACCUAACCAGAUUGUGUCCACCCUCUUCACCUCCAACUUCAUCGGCAUCUGCUUCAGCCGCUCCCUCCACUACCAGUUCUAUGUCUGGUAUUUCCACACCCUGCCCUACCUCCUGUGGGCCAUGCCUGCACGCUGGCUCACACACCUGCUCAGGUUGCUGGUGCUGGGACUCAUUGAGCUCUCGUGGAACACGUAUCCAUCCACAUCCUUCAGCUCUGCCUCCCUGCACAUCUGCCAUGCUGUCAUCCUGCUGCAGCUCUGGCUGUCCCCUCAGUCUUUCCCCAAGAGCAUCCAGCCUAGCAAGAAAACUCACUGAAAUCCACCUCAUCCUUCUAGGACCCGCCCAGGAUCGUGGGUGGAAUGGACUCUGUGUUUAGAAUAAACCUUGCCAAGUCCA